Messenger RNA from Sus scrofa (pig), 3949 nucleotides. RefSeq names its product ETS transcription factor ERG (gene ERG). The record is from RefSeq and is a predicted model, not a curated record. NCBI's taxonomy places the organism in Eukaryota, Metazoa, Chordata, Mammalia, Artiodactyla, Suidae. Gene Ontology annotation, biological process: cell differentiation; regulation of transcription by RNA polymerase II. Gene Ontology annotation, cellular component: nucleus. Gene Ontology annotation, molecular function: DNA-binding transcription factor activity, RNA polymerase II-specific; protein binding; sequence-specific DNA binding.
CACUUGCGCUGGAAGGGGAAAGUCUCUAAAAGGACGCUCUGGGAUGGGUUCCUAGCGAUCACGCAGGGACGGUGGUGACGGUCCCCGAGGGACAUGACUGAAGAGCAGCAGCUAUCAGGUUGUUCCAAGAUCUCUGAAGAUCCAGGAAAAGCCGUGUUGACCAGAAGCAAGACAAAUGACUCACAGAGAAAAAAGAUGGAGAAGUCAAGAAUAAUUAAAGGUUCUGCACGGAUGGUACCUGAGCUGGCUUCCGGAAGGACAUGAUUCAGACUGUUCCAGACCCAGCAGCUCACAUCAAGGAAGCGUUAUCUGUUGUGAGCGAGGACCAGUCCCUGUUUGAGUGCGCCUACGGCACCCCACAUCUGGUGGCCAAGACAGACAUGACCGCGUCCUCCUCCGGCGACUAUGGACAGACAUCCAAGAUGAGCCCACGCGUCCCUCAGCAGGACUGGCUGUCUCAACCCCCAGCCAGGGUCACCAUCAAGAUGGAAUGUAACCCUAACCAGGUGAAUGGCUCAAGGAGCUCCCCCGAGGAGUGCAGCAUGGCCAAGGGCGGGAAGAUGGUGGGCAGCCCGGACGCCGUGGGCAUGAGUUACGGCAGCUACAUGGAGGAGAAGCACGUGCCGCCCCCAAACAUGACCACCAGCGAGCGCCGGGUCAUCGUCCCAGCAGAUCCUACGCUAUGGAGUACGGAUCAUGUCCGGCAGUGGCUGGAGUGGGCAGUGAAAGAAUACGGCCUUCCAGACGUCGACAUCUUAUUGUUCCAGAAUAUCGAUGGGAAGGAGCUGUGCAAGAUGACCAAAGAUGACUUUCAGAGGCUCACCCCGAGCUACAAUGCUGACAUCCUUCUGUCACAUCUCCACUACCUCCGAGAGACACCUCUUCCACAUUUGACUUCAGAUGAUGUUGAUAAAGCCUUACAAAACUCUCCACGGUUAAUGCAUGCUAGAAACACAGGGGGUGCAGCUUUUAUUUUCCCAAAUACUUCAGUAUAUCCUGAAGCUACGCAAAGAAUUACAACUAGGCCAGAUUUACCUUAUGAGGCACCCAGGAGAUCGGCCUGGACCAGCCACGGCCACCCAACCCCCCAGUCAAAAGCUGCUCAACCAUCUCCUUCCACAAUGCCCAAGACUGAAGACCAGCGUCCCCAACUAGAUCCUUAUCAGAUUCUUGGACCGACAAGUAGCCGCCUUGCAAACCCAGGGAGUGGACAGAUCCAGCUGUGGCAGUUUCUCCUGGAGCUCCUGUCGGACAGCUCCAACUCCAGCUGCAUCACCUGGGAAGGCACCAACGGGGAGUUCAAGAUGACGGAUCCGGAUGAGGUGGCCCGGCGCUGGGGAGAACGGAAAAGCAAACCCAACAUGAACUAUGACAAACUCAGCCGUGCCCUCCGUUACUACUAUGACAAAAACAUCAUGACCAAAGUCCACGGGAAGCGCUACGCCUACAAGUUUGACUUCCACGGCAUCGCCCAGGCCCUCCAGCCCCACCCUCCCGAGUCGUCUCUGUACAAGUACCCCUCGGACCUCCCGUACAUGGGCUCCUAUCACGCCCACCCGCAGAAGAUGAACUUUGUGGGCCCGCACCCUCCGGCCCUCCCCGUGACGUCAUCCAGUUUCUUCGCUGCGCCCAACCCCUACUGGAAUUCACCCACGGGGGGCAUCUACCCUAACACUAGGCUGCCAGCCAGUCAUAUGCCUUCCCACCUGGGCACUUACUACUAAGGACCAGAGAGAGGGCGUUCCCAGCAACACACAGUCACCAGUCAAUUGCCACCAACUCUGUCAGAGACCAUGAAUCAAAAGUGCCUCAACAGGAAUGACAACACUUGGCCGGGGGGCCCGGGGUAAGAAGCCAGGGGAGCAAAUCCAAAGACAUAGUGGGAGGGAGUGACUAAAGUAUUAACGACAGAUGAAGAGGAUGCUACAGAUAUAAGGGGACAUGGACAUUUAAUCCGGACCAACCUUGCAAAAGACAUUGUAAGUAGAAGCAUGAAGCCAUCAGGACAACGUGCCAAAGAACAUGCUCGGAACAAGUGGAUAAACGUUAGAGCAGCCGCGGAGAUCCUGCGCGUGCCAACUGGGAUUAAACUCGAGCAACAGCGAUCACACAGUCUGAACCUAACACGCCCUUUCUAAUGUCAUUUUAAGAAAAACUACCUGUAUUUAAAGAGAGAAACAUAUCAGAAAACAGAAAAAAAAGAAAAGAAAAGAGAAACCGUAGCCCGUCAACGACGUUGACCUGGAACUCAUUGGCACUUGGUGUUUUGGGUGACCUGAGAUGCGUUCCAUUUGAUGGAGAGCUGUCAGCUCUCUCCAACUGUGAAGACAACCCAACGCUUCCAGCUCCUUUGCAAUAGGACAGGACUCUGAGCCGAACGGUGGGGUGGGGCUGCGGUCGUGGACGGAGGGCGAGCCUGCGGAUGUAGACAGAGGGCUGGAGCAGGUGGCAGAGGCGGAGAAGGAGGAGGCAAGGCCUGGGACUGGGAGAGAAACUUCUCGAGCAGUGAAGACUGGACUUAGGAUGGGUUGGGACCACGGAGAAGGCAUGAGGGAAAUUUAAGGCUUAAGGAGGUCCGUGUGAUGCCAAAUCCAGGGUUAGGAGGAAGGACACAGCGUCACGGGGCAGGGCAGGUGGUAGAUCUCAGAAACAAAAUCAAGCAUCUCUUUUUUUUUUUAUCAAAAGAAAAAUUGUAACUGGAAUUGUAUGAUAUAUUUUUAAAAAAAAACAUUCAGGACCUCAUCCUUAGGUGGGGGCUCUGCUCUCCACGGGGUCAAGUAAGAGCUGGCCCUCUGGGCUACCACAAUCUGAAAUCAGCGAGGCAUCGGGGUUAGGCGGGCUCGUUUUCCUUUUGAGUCGCGAACGCUGUGCGUUUGUCAGAGUGAAGUAUACAAGUCAAUGGGUUUUUUUUUCCUUUUUAUAUAAUAAUUAUAUAACUUAUGCAUUUAUACACUACGAGUUGAUCUCGGCCAGCCAAAGAUACACGACAAAAAGAGACAAUCAAUGAUAUAAUGUGGCCUUGAACUUUAACUCUGUAUGCUUAAUGUUUACAAUAUGAAGUUAUUAGUUCUUAGAAUGCAGAAUGUAUGUAAUAAAAUAAGCUUGGCCUAGCAUGGCAAAUCAGAUUUAUCCAGGAGUCUGCAUUUGCACUUUUUUAGUGACUAAAGUUGCCUAAUAGAAACUUGUGCUGAACCAGGGUGGGUUCGGGGUUAUAGUUUUACUUUGUCCAGGAACUUGUGCAAGAAAGAGCCAAACAAAUGGCACGUUUGGCACCCAAACAGUGUUGGCCUCUGGAGGGGCCUUCUGGCCAGCCCCUUCUUAUUCCUGGCCCCAUCUGGAGCAGAAGGACCAGAGGUUUCACAUGGGAACCUCCAGAAAGAGGCUUCUAAACCAGGGGUUGUCGUUGAGAAAUUCCAGAUCCACACCCAGCCACAAAUCAGCCAUGAUCAUACAACAUCCCCUGGGUGGUGAGCAAGCUGUUACUCUCAAUGUAACUGUAUUACAGUUGGCAAAUAAAGCAUCAUGGAGAGCUGCAUUGUCCCCCUUUAAUGAGACAAGGGACAGCUUCUAAAUUUGCCACUUGGCUUCUCCAUCAAGAGGAUCCCACCAGGUGGAUGGUGGCCUGGACCUUCCCACGCCAGGAGAAUCUGGGUACCAGGGUUUGGGAUUCACCAGCCCUGAGCCUGACAUAUUAUCAGACACUGUUUAUUUCUCUGAUCUGAAAUCAACUCCCUUGACAUCUUUUCUGUCCUGUGUGCCACCAAUGAUGCCAGCCUUGGCCAAGGUGAAGGCAGUUUGGGAGGUGGGAGGCAGGGCCGUGUGAGUGGCUUUGCAAGACUGAGCAGCCUCUAGGCCUGAGUCCGUUUCUGAAUUGGCCCAUCUCCUAGCUGCUUGAGGGCUUGUUUUGCACUCUGUAAUCCUUCUGUGAUGAUUAAAUGACGUUGCCAAA